Molecule: messenger RNA, 6720 nt
Organism: Gymnodraco acuticeps
Lineage: Eukaryota; Metazoa; Chordata; Actinopteri; Perciformes; Bathydraconidae
Gene: cep295
Product: centrosomal protein 295
Exons: 26
Coding region: 472-6429 (1985 amino acids)
Biological process (GO): regulation of centriole replication
Cellular component (GO): cytosol; centriole; centrosome
Source: RefSeq, a predicted model, not a curated record
CUGAUGUUUGGAUUAUCCGACCGCAACCGGAGCCUCGUUGAGCUGCGAGUGUGGCUACAGACGGAGUUCACUCCGUCACGGAGGGGUAGGGUCGAGGGAGUGGUUUGGGAUCGGGCCUUAGUGUCAGGAACCUUGACGUAUUUUGAUCAGCACGGAACGGGUAAAGCGGGCAGUUUAAACUACCGGAUGUGACGUUGUUUAGGACAAUAACUCCCUUUUUAAGGUUGGCAUGGCUUUCUGGUGAUAAACAAAAAGUACGACAUGGAUUUGGUCUCCUGUCGGAGCUUCUUGGGUAUUUUCAUAAAUAAUUCAAAUGUUUCAACCAGUCCUUAAACGCCUGUCUAAUAAAUCAUGCUGUUAGUUGAUGCCUUCAACAACAUGCUAACUAGCCAAUAACAACUCCCAGGGCUAACGGAGUUGCUAACAGUUUUUAGCUUUCUGGGAAAUGUCUCUUAGUACAUUUUGAAGAAGAUGAAGAGGAAAGUGGCUAAACUGAGACUGAGCCCUAACGAAGAGGCUCGGAUAAUACGAGAGGAGCAUGAGAGGAGGAGGAAGCUGCGGAUUCAGCAGGUGCGGGAGCAGCAGCGGUAUAUCUCGCUACAGAUCUGCAGAGAGGUGGAGCGCAGGCGGCAGUGUGAGCUGGAGCAGCUGGAGAAGGACCUGAGGGAGGACUGGGAGCGGCAGCAGAGGGACAAACUUCACACCCUGCAGACAUUAUACCAGGAGAGCCUCCAGCUGCUCGGCCAGGGACACAUGAGUGCAAAAGAAAAUGAACCCGACUUGGAAGCCAUAGCUCAGAGGGAGGAGGAAAAUAACGUCAAAGCAGAGGAGCGUUACCGGGAAGCCAUGAAGGAGCUCAAAACACAGAGGCUUAAAGACCAUGAGGGGCAAAGCCGAUCGACCAUGGCCAGGAAGAAGGCACUACAGACAGAAAAGGAAAGAUCAGCAAAAGUGGCCAGUCUCCCUAAGCCCCCCCCACACCCAAUUCAGCAGAGCAUUGAUUUCAAGAAGCCACAUGUAGUGAAGAAAUCUGAUGUGAGUGCUUUCGCAGCCACGCAUUAUCAUAUGCCUGACAGCACAGUGGACAGAGAGGCAGACACAGAGCAGCCCAGUGCCCAUGAGGGAGCUGAGCUGGAGGUGAGGAGGCUGCAGGAUUUAAAGAAGGAGGAAAUGAGGAGGCGAGAGGAGCAGUUGGAGAAGGCUCGUCUUAGAGGGAAGCAGGCGCUGAGGAGGGAACAUCUGGAGCAGGAUCGAGAGCGCUUGCUUGUUGAACUGGAGCACAUGCAGCAGACAGACCUGCUCAGGAGGAGGCAGCAGGUUUUCCAGAUGCCUGCUCAGAUCUUCCAGCCUCUCUAUAAGAGACAGGAGACAGCAGAGGACUACCAGAGGGAGAUGGAGUUUGCCUUUGAGGACAUGUACACAGGAGAGAGGAGGGUUAAAGGAGACCUGGUGGUGCAGCUGGUUCCAGAGCCUCUGCCGGCUCUGUCCACAGGGAGCCAGGACCAGGAGCUGGACGUCACGCAGGAUGAAAUCCCCCCACAAGGAGCAGGAACCACACAAUAUGACCCCGAGCAGGAAACAUCCGUUCAAGUGGAGCCCUCCAAGCCUGCUCCUAGACAGGCGUUAAGGAAGCUCUUGGAUCGUAUCAGGAACCAGAGGAACCAUUGGACUGAGCAGAACUCUGUUCCUGCAGCCGAACCACCGACCUCCAUCACAGAUCAGAUCCCAGAGCGGGACACCACCAUCGACACAGGCUCUCUGAGCAGCGAGGAGACACACAGCCUGGAGCCUGCCCCCUCCCCACCAGAGUUGAAGACAACGGAGCCGCCAGCUGCAGCAGAAACUCAACUUCCAGAUGGACUUGCCAACAGAAUAAAACAGUUUGAAGAAGAACGAAAGAAAAGGGAUGAGGAGCUCGAGAGAGAGAAGCAGCAGCAGGUGGUUUUGCUCCAGGAGCUUGAAGAGCAGAAAGCCAAAUUGGAGCAGAUGCUGCUUGAGGCUCAGCAGGAGAGAGAAGAGCUGAAGGCUGCUGUGACCCAGGAGGCUCCUAUCAACCAACCAGAAGUACCCGUCCAUGAGCAGGAAGCCCCCUCUGUCCCUCCUGAGCUGGUGCCUCCUGCAGGUGAAGAUGAGCACGCCAGAAGGAUCAGAGAGUACCAACAGCGACUGCUGCAGCAAAACAGCCUUCACCAGAGGUCAGUGGAAGUGGCCCGUCAGCGCCUAGAGGAAUACCAGCGAGCUCUACGGAUUCGCUACAACAUGAUCCCCACAUCUUUACUGCCUGCUGCAGUGCCUCCAGGCCUCUUUCCCCCCCCUCUGCACGGUGUUCAGUCUGUGCAUCCUCCAGCUCCUCUGCAGCUCCCUACACCUCCGGCCUCGCAGGCAUACAUCCACGCCAAAGCACAAACACCUGUGGAAGUUCCCACAAGAGAGUCGGACAUGUUAGCUUCACAUUCACAACCUCCUAGCUCAAAUAUAAGCUCUGCCUCCAAGUUGAUGCCAGAUGAAGUUGAAUAUAUUUCAAGCAAUCCCAGGAACCAGAAGUUCACUGCCUGGCUGACAGACAACAUCAUGGAGAGAGUCACAGGGCAUCUCACAGAGAGAGUGAGAGCAACACGUCACUCAGCCAGCAUCACACUGCAGCCAACCUCUGAUCCAAUCCAAGGCAGUAGCUCCAUCAUCACCUCUGGUGCACCUCUGGCUCCAGUUCCAGAAACUGUUAGGCCUGUGACCCUGCCACAUUGUUCCCUACGGACCGGGUCCCUCAGCUCCACAGAGGACGACAGGAUGGAGAGGCAGAGACGAGAGCUGCAGGACGUCCAGAGACGAGAGCUGCAGGACGUCCAGAGACGAGAGCUGCAGGACGUCCAGAGACGGGAGCUGCAGGAGGUCCAGAGACGAGAGCUGCAGGAGGUCCAGAGACGAGAGCUGCAGGACGUCCAGAGACCAGAGCUGCAGGACGUCCAGAGACGAGAGCUGCAGGACGUCCAGAGACGAGAGCUGCAGGACGUCCAGAGACCAGAGCUGCAGGACGUCCAGAGACGAGAGCUGCAGGACGUCCAGAGACGAGAGCUGCAGGAUGUCCAGAGACGAGAGCUGCAGGACGUCCAGAGACGGGAGCUGCAGGACGUCCAGAGACGAGAGCUGCAGGAGGUCCAGAGACGAGAGCUGCAGGAGGUCCAGAGACCAGAGCUGCAGGACGUCCAGAGACGAGAGCUGCAGGACGUCCAGAGAAGAGAGCUGCAGGACGUCCAGAGAAGAGAGCUGCAGGACGUCCAGAGACCAGAGCUGCAGGACGUCCAGAGACCAGAGCUGCAGGACGUCCAGAGACCAGAGCUGCAGGACGUCCAGAGACGAGAGCUGCAGGAGGUCCAGAGACGAGAGCUGCAGGACGUCCAGAGACGAGAGCUGCAGGAGCUCCAGAGACGAGAGCUGCAGGACGUCCAGAGACGGGAGCUGCAGGACGUCCAGAGACGGGAGCUGCAGGACGUCCAGAGACGAGAGCUGCAGGAGCUCCAGAGACGAGAGCUGCAGGAGGUCCAGAGACGAGAGCUGCAGGAGGUCCAGAGACGAGAGCUGCAGGAGCUCCAGAGACGAGAGCUGCAGGAGCUCCAGAGACGAGAGCUGCAGGAGCUCCAGAGACGAGAGCUGCAGGAGGUCCAGAGACCAGAGCUGCAGGAGGUUCAGAGACCAGAGCUGCAGGACGUCCAGAGACCAGAGCUGCAGGACGUCCAGAGACCAGAGCUGCAGGAGGUCCAGAGACGAGAGCUGCAGGACGUCCAGAGACGGGAGCUGCAGGACGUCCAGAGACGGCUGCUGGAGCAGAGGGAGGGGGUGGCCCUGCAGCAGAGGCAGCAGGAGGAGGAGAGGCGACAACAGGAAGUGGAGAUGGAGCAGAUGAGGCGGCAAAAGGAGACGUUGCAGGCUCUCAUUCAAACUGAAGAACAACCACUCCCAGAGGCUGCCAGAGGAGUUUUGGAUUCAGAGAGCAUCAGGCAGACCCGUCUCAAGUUACUUGCCUCCCUGCUGAGAGCUAUAGAGGAGACUAACGGAGGAACUUUAUCCCACCUUGAAGACCCUCUCAUGGCUCAGAGUGAUGCUCCUGCUGCCCCAGCAUCUGCUCCCCCCCCAGGACUCCUCCCUCCUCCUCGAGCAGCAAAGCCCCCCGUGACCCGUGUCAGGCUGAGCAUCAUGGAGAUGAUGACUGAACAACAUGAGCUUAGUGCUAUUCAAGAAGUGGAGACGUCAGUCAACACCAGCCAAUCAAAAGGUCCUGAGAGUAGUGUACCAGCUCCUUCACACUCUCUGCGCUGGGAUCUACAGGAGGACUAUGAAGCGUCGGUGGUCUCUGACAGCAGUGGGCAGCAGACUGCCAGCAGCCCUGAAACAAACUCAUCAACAUCCAGCCAUAUCCUCUGGAGAGAGAGGCUGCUGGUGGGAGCAGGAACAUCUCCAGAAUCCUCAGAGUCUGAUUCUAUCCUGAGGAUCAUCUCCCCUCCUUCCUCUGACUCUGGGAGAGGAGCCGACUUCUCUGGUCCUGGAAUCACAAGCUGCAGGUCCCCCACAGAGUCUGCAAAUAGGCCUCCUGAUUCUGACUGCCUCUCCUCCACCACAAUCUCCACGGGCAGCUACAUCUCCACCGAUCCGGAGCAGAACAUAAGUACUGAUGAAUGCCCGCUGCUCAGACGGUGUGUAGAACCGGAGCAUGGAGCAGAUUCGCUCCAUGUGUUCUCUCCACCCGGUCAGAGCGUCUGCUUUAAGGACCGCUCCCCUGCAGACCGUCCUGCCCUUUCUGUAGGCUCUCUCUUUAAUGACAGCAGCAUCCAGCACAUCAUAGACAAAUACACACAGGAGCUGAACAUCUCCCUCAGCACUGCUGGCAGAACCACAGACAGUGAAGGCUCAUAUGUGGAGGAAUCUGGCUCUUCAGUCUCCCAGCUGUCUUUGCUUGGAGUCCCGGAGAGGAGAGGGGGGAGUGAGAGCUCCACCUCCCCUCAGUCUCUUCCCUCAGAUUGGGCAGCAGCACAGAGGAGGGGCCUGGAAUGCCACACUGCAGUCCCUCCAGUCCUGGAGCCGCUGUCAGGCGAGGAGCCGUCACCAGCUGAGGACCACGAGCAGGACUCCUUCAGACCUCUGAUUGGCCAGCUGACGGACCAGUCAUCCUGUCUUGCUGCUGACCACAUGGACUCGGCCAUGGAGCAGCUGGUAGGUCAACCAUCGGCUCACUCUUCCAUGAUUGGUCAGCUACCUGGUCCGAUCUCGACAAGCUUUGAUCACGGCGGCUGGGACUCCACUCUGAGCCGGAUGAUUGGGCGACUGUCCCAUCAGUCCAGCUCUCAUUGGCUGAGUGGUGGGCAGAACUUUUAUGCAGGUCAGCUGAUGGGCCGUGUGCCUUUGGAGCAGUCGGCCGCGUGGUCGGAGGAGGGUCUGGAGGGGAGCGGAAUGAGGCCGCUGGUCGGGGAACUGGACGAGUCAGCAGGCCGGCAGGGAGCCAGCUCAGAUGAACGAACCCACGCUGAUCUUGGUGUCUCAACUGAGGCCAGUGUGCCGCCGUCUUACCCAGUGUUUCCUCCUGAAGCCUGGCCCCACAGCGCCUCUCCCCCAGGUGUGAGUCCACUGCAGCAGACCCUGCUCAUACAGGCAGCAUCACCACCAGACCGGGGUCCAGAGAGGACUGAAGACUCAUUCCACCCGCUACUGGCGGAGGUCCCCCACAACGAGACAGCAGACCCCUCCAUGACCUUUCACCUACCUGACCACCAUGUGCCUAGCUGUAUUGAUGGACGGCCACACAGCAGGGGGGAGGAGUCUGAAGCCAGCUCUGAUCCUUCUGUUGAGUCUGAGCCGUCCCCUGAGCGCCUCCGAGCAGAGCAGCCGGCCAGCUGCAGGGCUGCCCCCCCCCUGCAUGGAUCCUUCUCUCAGCUCAUCACUUCCCAGUGCCACCCCCAUGAAUCUGAGGAGGAGCUGACUGCAUUAGCCAUUUGUGAUGAUUCACUUACUGUGGGCGAAGCAGAUAAAGGCAGAAACUCCAUUUCUGUUAGGGGUGGAGAUUCAGUCCCACUCAGUGACCUCUCUGAGGGGAUAUUGGAAGCUGCCAGAGAGAAGGGCAUCCUGGACCAGUCAGAAAUAACACUUGUGAGCCUGGCAGACACCACACUGCAGGACCACGACACCACUGAGGAGGACCCCCAUCCAGGGGGAGGGACAGAGGGGGGGGAGGAAGGCCAGCCCACAGAGGGGCCGCGGUCCACGUUGUCACUGAAUGACCCUCCAGAGGACAACAACCAAACACACCCAGACUCUCAGUGUGGUCCUGGCAGGGGGGGUGACGGAGGUCCAGCAGCAGAGGCUCAGAGCCCUGCAGCAGAGAUCCUCCCUCAGAGUGGAGGAGAUCAAGGCCAGAAGGGCUCUAGCCAAGGUGAAACCUGAGAUCCAAGGUCCAUCUGAAGCCAGAGAGAAGUCUAAAGGAAAAGCAUCUCCACCAGGCACCUGUGAGGCAAACAAGAAGUCCGAACCUCAACAAAAGCCUAAUGCCAAGGUGAAGGGGGGGCAGGCUGAGCUGCAUCCAACUACUGAGGAAUGUGAUAUCAUCACGCAGAAAAAGACCCUGCAUCCCCCUCCAGUGGGGGGUCCCAGGCUGGACCUGGAGGACGAGGUGAAGGACGUCACACCAGAGCAAAGGAAACGGGAAGCUUCUGUAAUGCACAGCAGAACUCAGAG